Miniopterus natalensis is the source of this 2735-nucleotide messenger RNA. NCBI's taxonomy places the organism in Eukaryota, Metazoa, Chordata, Mammalia, Chiroptera, Miniopteridae. The record is from RefSeq and is a predicted model, not a curated record.
AUGAGGGGGAACUGCCCUCUAGGGAGACGUUCCCUGCCUGGGGUCUCCUUAUGUCAGGGACCAGGUUACCCUGACAGCAGGAAGAUUGUCAUUAACAAUAGUAGUGUCUUCAGUGUGCGCUUCUUCAGAACUACAGCUGUGUGCAAGGAUGAUGUGAUUACAGUAAAAACCCCAGCGUUUGCAGAAUCUGUCACAGAAGGAGAUGUCAGGUGGGAGAAAGCUGUUGGAGACACAGUUGCAGAAGAUGAAGUGGUUUGUGAGAUUGAAACUGACAAGACAUCCGUGCAGGUUCCAUCACCAGCCAAUGGCGUUAUUGAAGCUCUCUUGGUACCUGAUGGGGGGAAAGUAGAAGGAGGCACUCCUCUUUUCACACUCAGGAAAACUGGCGCUGCUCCUGCUAAGGCCAAGCCAACCGAAGCCCCUGCUGCCGCAGAACCUGUAGCAUCGGCAGUUCCUCCUCCCCCUGCAGCAUCCAUACCCACUCAGAUGCCACCGGUGCCCUCGCCCUCGCAACCUCCUGCCAGCAAACCGGUGUCUGCAGUAAAACCCACUGCUGCUCGUCCAGCAGCUGAGCCAGGAGCUGGUCAAGGUCUGCGUUCAGAACAUCGGGAGAAAAUGAACAGGAUGCGGCAACGCAUUGCUCAGCGCCUGAAGGAGGCCCAGAAUACAUGUGCGAUGCUGACGACUUUCAAUGAGAUUGAUAUGAGUAACAUCCAAGAGAUGAGGGCCCGGCACAAAGAUGCUUUUCUGAAGAAACAUAACCUCAAACUGGGCUUUAUGUCGGCGUUUGUGAAGGCCUCAGCCUUUGCUUUGCAGGAACAACCUGUUGUAAAUGCAGUGAUUGAUGAUGCAACCAAAGAGGUGGUAUAUAGGGAUUACAUUGACAUCAGCGUUGCGGUGGCCACCCCACGGGGUCUGGUGGUUCCCGUCAUCAGGAACGUGGAAACUAUGAAUUAUGCAGAUAUUGAGCGAACCAUCAGUGAACUGGGCGAGAAGGCCCGAAAGAAUGAACUUGCCAUUGAAGAUAUGGAUGGUGGUACUUUCACCAUUAGCAAUGGAGGUGUUUUCGGCUCCCUCUUUGGAACACCUAUUAUCAACCCCCCUCAGUCUGCCAUCCUGGGCAUGCACGCCAUCUUUGAUAGGCCAGUGGCCGUGGGAGGCAAGGUGGAGGUACGGCCCAUGAUGUUCGUGGCACUGACCUAUGAUCACCGGCUAAUCGACGGCAGAGAGGCGGUGACUUUCCUCCGCAAAAUCAAGGCAGCGGUAGAGGAUCCCAGAAUCCUCCUACUGGACCUUUAGGAGGAAGUCACACCCCAACCCAUUGACCAUGCAGGAACUGAAAACCAGUCUUCUCCCUGCCCCCACGUGGGUCCCAGAUUAGCCUGGUGACAGACAGGCACAUGCUGUUGGCCUCAAGCAAGGAAGCCAGGGCACUAUGUAACCAGCAGUCACAGGUCUUGGUGUUCCUACCAGGCUCUCCCCCUCUCUGCUCCCUCUCUCAACACUCAAAUAUCUUAUUUCCUUAGGCUUGAGGGAGACAGGGAGAGAGAGAGCCUUAAUGGAUGCUCAUUACUAUUCCUGCCUUUCUUCCAUUAGCCCUCUGCCAAGAUAAUGUUGCUUCUCCCCUGUGCCAGUAUGCUAUAGGGAAACCACUGGGGACCAUGUGAUUAAGUUUCAAUCUUUCAAAAGUGUAUUCUCCAGAGCUGCCUGGGAGGGUGCUGUGCCUCCCCAGCUCAGAGCAGCCUCUGCCAUGCUGUGCACAUUCUCACUUGAUUCCACCUGUGUGGAGGUAUUGACCACAGGCCAAGAGGUGCUGCUUUGCUUCUUAAAUGCACCUUCAUUCUCAGCUGUCAUUGACUUCAAGAUGCCUCUUCUACCUCUUCCAGGAAGCACAGGCCAGGGGAUCUGGGUAGGAGGGGUGUUGGCAGUGUUGAGGGGAGAGGGCAGAUUCCCGUUGAGGUCAUAAGUUGUAAACAAGGGAACAGAACCCAGGCCUGCCCUCCGUCUCCCUGUCAUAACCUCACACCAGGAAGACCCAUUUUGGCACCAUCACACACAACUGCAGUUGUGCCAGCCUUUCCAGGUUGUUAGGAACAUUCUAGCACAUCGUUUCUCAUCUAGAGCCGAUUCUAGCACAUCGUGGCCGUGGAGGGUGGACUGGAGCCUGGUAGAGACGGGGUGAGGGGGCUUCCUGUGGACUGGCUCAGAUUGACCUGAGCUUUUAAAUUCCAUUGGUAUAAGCACGUGGACUGAAGAGGCAGUUCUGUUCGUUCCUGUUUCGUGGCCCUUGGGAAGGGGGGCUGUAGCUCUUCCUCUUCAGAGCACAGGCCUCGAAUGGACUGUGGUGGAAACGAGCCCCAAGGUGCUAGGACUCGGGGGGAUGAGCCCUGUUGCCUCUGAGGUACUGCCGGUGGGUCGGCACAUCCAAUGGAAUUCCUUGGAACGUGGUUAAAGGCACACAUCUUGUCCUGAAAGCUACCAGGCCUCAUUGCUUUGAAUUCCACUGCAUUCAGGCCUGAGGCUGCUGACACUUGACACCGGGAGCCAUUUAAGUGCCCGUUAGUAUCUUCCAUCUUGAGCGAAGAAGCGAGGCCUGGGGAUGGGGGGGAAGGGAUGGGAGCCAAUACUGAGUGCCUGCAGCAUCUGCUAUGUCUUCACUAUUCAGAACUCGUAACUGAAAUAUUUAAAGAAACUGAUUUUAAAUGCAAAUUAAAGGGCAAAUGUUCUCAAACAGG